Micromonas commoda is the source of this 507-nucleotide messenger RNA. RefSeq lists its product with no specific name. Gene Ontology annotation, cellular component: prefoldin complex; cytoplasm. The annotation marks the transcript as partial. Gene Ontology annotation, biological process: protein folding; microtubule-based process; tubulin complex assembly. The record is from RefSeq and is a predicted model, not a curated record. NCBI's taxonomy places the organism in Eukaryota, Viridiplantae, Chlorophyta, Mamiellophyceae, Mamiellales, Mamiellaceae. The transcript has a single exon. Gene Ontology annotation, molecular function: tubulin binding.
CCGACUCGCCAGUUCAUCGAGGACGUGGACGACUACAUGAAGGGCAAGGACUUCGAGCAGACCAUGCGGGAGCUCCAGACCCUGUUCCAGCAGUACAAGCAGAUCGAGCAGGGCCUCCAGCAGAACCGCAUCCGCCUAGGGAACAAGCUGCCCGAGAUCAAGCGCGCCCUCGACACGGUCAAGCUGCUGAAGGAGAAGUCGGCGUCGGGCGACGAGCUCGACAUGGACUACGAGCUCACCGACAGCGUGUUCGCCAAGGCGAAGGUCAAGGACGCGCAGUCCGUCUACCUCUGGCUGGGUGCGAACGUGAUGCUAGAGUACUCGCUGGACGACGCCGAGAAUCUGCUCCAGACUAAUCACGAAAACUGCGCGAGAAACCUGGCGACGAACAAGUCGGACCUGGCGUUCGUCAAGGAUAACGUGACGAUCACGGAGGUGAGCAUCGCGAGGGUGUACAACUGGGACGUGAAGCGGCGGAAGGCGGCGAAGGAGGCUGAGAACAAGUAG